AUGUCAUAAGUUAUACCUCAUUUAGUUUGUCUAAAUAAUCAUAAUGAACCUAUUACAAAAGUUAGAUUGAAUAAAAAACUCACUUCAAAAGAUAGAUUUAUGUGUGAUUUAUGUGGGGAACAAAAAAAUAAUGAUCAGAUUUUAGAUAUUACUAAUGUUUAAUUAAUGAUCUCUGAUUUUAAAGAGAGAUAAAAAGAAUAAAUAGAACUCUUUACCCAAUUUAAAUUUUAACAACUUUUAAAAAUAGAAAAUAAUAUUUCGAAUUUGAAAUCUACAUUAAAUAGAUUGAUAGAAAAAUUGGAAAAACAUACAAAAUAUUGGAGAGAAUAUAUGAAUUCCUUGUAAAUUAAUGAUUGUGUUUCAGAUUUCAAUAAAGAUGUUGAUAAAUUGAUUGAAAAUAAAUGGGAUGACGAGUUGAAAGAAUACUAUAUGAAUUUUGAGGAAAAAAAUUCGCAAUGGAUAUAAAAAAUGGAAAUGGAUCUUAAUCGUUUUUAAAAUUUUUAAGAAAGUUAAGAUAUUAAAAGUAUAUUAAAGGAAUCAAUAAUUUUAAAAGACAUUUCUCCUGUAAGAGUAAAAGAUAAUUCAAUAUCAUUAAAUUUAAUUAAUAAUACAUCGUAUCAGAAUGAAACUUGUAAUGCUAUUUCAAUUAAUAAAUCAGGAACAAUUAUUGCUACAACUAAAGAAAAUUAUAUAGUUAUUUGGGAAUUUAUAAAUGGUAAGAUGAACUUUUUAACUCAUUUAGACAGACACAUGGAUUAUGUAACCUGCUUGAUAUUUAGUAAAAAAAGGGAUACAAUAAUUUCUGCUUCUUAAGAUAAAACAAUUCUUUGUUGGUAAAUGAAGAAUCAAAAAUAAUGGAUUUGCUCAUAAUUAAAUUUUUAGCAUAAUGGUCCAAUAAAUUGUAUAUUGUUAAAUUAAAAUGAAAAUUAGCUUAUAAGUGGAGGUUCUGAUGAAAAGAUACUCAUCUGGAAUCUUGAUUUAAAUUCAAACAAGUUAACAUAUUCAUAUUAGCUAUAAUUAACUGCAGGAGAUGUGGAAGGCUUAACUAUGAAUCAGUCAGAAACUAUAUUAGUUUCUUGCCAAAUUAAUAAAUCUAUUUUAAUAUGGAAAAAAGGAAAUGAUGAUAAAUGGAAACUUUAAUCAACAGUUACAAAGUAGGUUGAUGAAUUUGCAUCAAGAAUUCUUUUUUUAAAUAAUAAUCGUUUUAUAUGGGUAUCUGGAGAUAAGGAGAGUUAGGAUUGCAUUUUUGUUUAUUAAGAACAAAAAGGAUAAUUUUCAGAAGACUUUUAAUCAAGAAUAAGUUUGGAAAAAAACAACAAGGAAUUUGAUUUUCAUCUAUUUCCAGUUAUAUAUAAUUAAGAGAAAAAUAUUAUAAUAGUCAAACAUAAAAUUAGAAUCUAUAUAGUAAAAGAAUAUCCAGAUUAAAUAUUGAAAAUAGCUGGAGUCAUUACUUGUAAAUCUACUAGACUAUUUGGAUCUUUAACGAAUGAUGGGCAAUUUUUAAUUUACUGGGAUGCUAACGGAAGGGAAGGGGUUGGUGGUUAAUACUUUAUUUACAAGAUAUGAUUUUGAUAUAUUCUAAAAAUAUUUAAGUUUUUAAUAAUAUUCAUUUUUUAUCAUUUAGAAUUAAGAACAAANUUGAAAGAAUACUAUAUGAAUUUUGAGGAAAAAAAUUCGCAAUGGAUAUAAAAAAUGGAAAUGGAUCUUAAUCGUUUUUAAAAUUUUUAAGAAAGUUAAGAUAUUAAAAGUAUAUUAAAGGAAUCAAUAAUUUUAAAAGACAUUUCUCCUGUAAGAGUAAAAGAUAAUUCAAUAUCAUUAAAUUUAAUUAAUAAUACAUCGUAUCAGAAUGAAACUUGUAAUGCUAUUUCAAUUAAUAAAUCAGGAACAAUUAUUGCUACAACUAAAGAAAAUUAUAUAGUUAUUUGGGAAUUUAUAAAUGGUAAGAUGAACUUUUUAACUCAUUUAGACAGACACAUGGAUUAUGUAACCUGCUUGAUAUUUAGUAAAAAAAGGGAUACAAUAAUUUCUGCUUCUUAAGAUAAAACAAUUCUUUGUUGGUAAAUGAAGAAUCAAAAAUAAUGGAUUUGCUCAUAAUUAAAUUUUUAGCAUAAUGGUCCAAUAAAUUGUAUAUUGUUAAAUUAAAAUGAAAAUUAGCUUAUAAGUGGAGGUUCUGAUGAAAAGAUACUCAUCUGGAAUCUUGAUUUAAAUUCAAACAAGUUAACAUAUUCAUAUUAGCUAUAAUUAACUGCAGGAGAUGUGGAAGGCUUAACUAUGAAUCAGUCAGAAACUAUAUUAGUUUCUUGCCAAAUUAAUAAAUCUAUUUUAAUAUGGAAAAAAGGAAAUGAUGAUAAAUGGAAACUUUAAUCAACAGUUACAAAGUAGGUUGAUGAAUUUGCAUCAAGAAUUCUUUUUUUAAAUAAUAAUCGUUUUAUAUGGGUAUCUGGAGAUAAGGAGAGUUAGGAUUGCAUUUUUGUUUAUUAAGAACAAAAAGGAUAAUUUUCAGAAGACUUUUAAUCAAGAAUAAGUUUGGAAAAAAACAACAAGGAAUUUGAUUUUCAUCUAUUUCCAGUUAUAUAUAAUUAAGAGAAAAAUAUUAUAAUAGUCAAACAUAAAAUUAGAAUCUAUAUAGUAAAAGAAUAUCCAGAUUAAAUAUUGAAAAUAGCUGGAGUCAUUACUUGUAAAUCUACUAGACUAUUUGGAUCUUUAACGAAUGAUGGGCAAUUUUUAAUUUACUGGGAUGCUAACGGAAGGGAAGGGGUUGGUGGUUAAUACUUUAUUUACAAGAUAUGA
Messenger RNA from Paramecium sonneborni, 2790 nucleotides. Lineage: Eukaryota; Ciliophora; Oligohymenophorea; Peniculida; Parameciidae. The record is from the annotation of a GenBank genome assembly.